AUGGUUAGCAAUGUCGCCGAGGACAAGAUGGCCGCCAACCAAUUUUUACUUCAAAAAACCGGCAAAACCCAGGCGGCAUUUGUGCCAAAGCUAUACAUAAUGGUCCAAAAUAUGAAGCAGCCGACACCUGAAGAUCCGAACCCAGAACAGCCACUGAUCAGCUGGUCUAAAGCGGGAGAUGUAUUCUGCGUUUUUGAUCCAAUCGAAUUUUCGCGAGUAAUACUACCUUUGCACUUCAAGCACAACAACUGGCAAAGUUUUGUUCGCCAGCUUAACAUGUAUGGCUUUCAUAAAGUUAAUGAUUUGCUCUCCAGCUCGCAUUGCCAAACGGACACGGUGCAGGCAUGGGAAUUCAGACAUCCUUUCUUCAAACAAAACCGCCCGGAUCUCCUCCCGAUGAUUAAGAGAAAGUCAACCAAACAUCAUGGCUCGUCUAAAGCCAAUGGUACCCUAGCCAACGUCCAAGCCACCUCGCAGGUUGGUGAGAUGCAUUUUCAGAGACAGAUGCCAUUGCCCGAUAGUAUUCCAGGUCGAGCCGCUCGUGCCUUUCAGGCUUGCAUGCCUCACAACCAGACGAGCCCCAUCCUACCAUCAGCGCAUCAUCCUCUUCAUGGGAAGCCGCCACCACCACCAUCCCUUCCUACCGGCAAGGCCCACCUCCCACCGCGCGCCCCAGUUAUUUACCCCAUACUCACCCAUCAGUUUCAAUACACGCAUUCAACUCAUUCUCAAUUGAAGUCCUCCUCUCCUCUUCUGAAACAUUCCAGCACGAAAGGCUCACCACCCACCCGGGCAAAUCCUCAGAACCACCGUUUCAUGCCAUGUUCUCCACGUUCUGUGCGCCAUCCACCAAGCGCCCACCACCCCAUCUCGUAUCAGUCCCAACAGUCAAGACGAAGUAAUAUGGAGGAAGAGGAAGUAACUGAAAGAAGCUUUGCAUGGAGCAGCGUCCGAGAAGCUUGCAGCAGUGGUUCGUCUUUGAGUAGGAUAGAGGACGAGCUGCGCCGACUGAAUGAUACCCUGACCCAUCGGGAUCCAAAAGGGAAUCACGUUUUUUCGGUACUAGGACUAAUUGCUGAACUGCUCACUUUGCUGGUUGAUAAUCAAGAAAGCAAGGUUGCACCAUCACAACAAGAAACGCUUUCGCGUUAUGUGCAAACCGCCAAAGACGCCCUGGGCAAGUUGGAAGCUUCCAACUUUGGCCGUCACGAUCCCAUUAGAAGAUGCAGUGGGGCCCCGUCCACGGAUUCCAUGUCACCCAUUUCAACUGACCCCUUAGAGAGGUCAACACUGCCCUGCAGAAAUUCUGUUGAUCCGAAUCUUCUGAAGACUAAUGAUCGCUCGUCGAGCGCAACCUGGAUUGUGCGACCUCGUUGCUCUGAUCGUAUGAAUUCGUCGCAAUCGCUGCCCCCCUUAAAUGCCAUGAUGCCGCAUUGUGCACCUCCACUUUAUCACAGAACACAUAGCUCAGACACCGAUGACGAUUCCGAAGAUGAAGGCAGGUGUGCUCGUGACAAGCGAAUUUACGGCGAUCCUAAUGAGCUCGCCACCGCCGAAUCUCGUAGCGAAGGUGAUCAGCAAAGCUCUUCGGACCAGCUUAGCUCUAGCGCUGGAAGCACGUCAGAAAGAGCCGUGCAAGCGGACGGUGCCACGUCGCAGUUUGUCUCUCAGCAUGACGAACAACCAAACCCUGUACACCCAAAGAGACCUUACCACGGCUCAGUAAACAAUCAAGAACCGCCGGAGGAAGAAAAUAUCAUUUCCACCGCGAAACACGCCAAUACAGCUAGCCGUAGCCGCAAGAGGAUUAGAAGUGACCAAGGUUCUCUAACUCGCGCGUCCGACUAA
Molecule: messenger RNA, 1848 nt
Organism: Puccinia triticina
Lineage: Eukaryota; Fungi; Basidiomycota; Pucciniomycetes; Pucciniales; Pucciniaceae
Exons: 6
Coding region: 1-1848 (615 amino acids)
Biological process (GO): regulation of DNA-templated transcription
Molecular function (GO): DNA-binding transcription factor activity; sequence-specific DNA binding
Source: RefSeq, a predicted model, not a curated record